AUGAAAGACAAAGUGAAUACAACAAGUGAACAAAACGGUUAUUCUUCUUUAUGUGCAGAUGUUGGGUCCAAUACACCAAUUGAAACUCUUGUUUCUCUUGGUCCGAAAAAUCGUUAUGGUGAAAUACCAACAAUUCGACUUUUUCUUAAUAAAUAUCAUACAUAUCCAUGUACUUUGGAUUGUGAAACGGACGAUGAUGACAUCCGUUUUCAUGUUACAACUAUUCUUAAUUAUAUCCGUGAUGAAUUAAAACAUGAUAUCAAUAAAGAUUGUAUCACACGAAAAUAUCAUCGACGUACAAAACAAAAAUAUGUUGAUUCACGUGUAUCUGAUUUAGGUAAUGGUAUUAUGAUUAAUUUUAUUGACUCAUCUUUAGAUUCUGAUGUUCACAACAAAAAUGAAUUAAAAGCUGAUUAUGGUGAUAAUUAUUUUUUAAUUUCAUCAGAAAUCAAAAUUUUUUAUUUACCUGAACAUGAUUCAUUUGUACAAGAUUUAUCAACUCAUUUUUCUCAAAUGAUUGUAUAUUCAUCUAAAUCAUGUAUUUUACAAAUGGUUUGUCGAAGUCAAUGCGGUUAUUAUCUUGAUGGAGUUCGAAUUAAAAAACCUUUGAUUACUGAUCUUGCUCUUCAUUAUGGUAAAGGCUUUCUAUCAACACAUGAAAAAAUUCUUAAAAAUUUAAAUAAAAAAGAAUCAAAAGGCAUUGUUCUUUUACAUGGUGUUCCAGGUUCAGGAAAAACACAUUAUAUUCGAUAUUUAAUUCAAGAAAUUCAAGAUAAAACAUUGAUUUAUAUUUCACCUGAAAUGGCAAAAGAAAUAUCAUCACCGGAAUUUCUUCCUUUUCUUAUGCGACAUGAAGAUGCAAUUCUUAUUAUUGAAGAUGCAGAAAAUAUUAUUCAAGAUCGAAAUGAAUCUUCAACACCAUCACAAGCUGUUGCUAAUCUUCUCAAUUUAUCUGAUGGUUUAUUAGGUGAUGCAAUGCAUCAACAAAUUAUAGCUACAUUUAAUUGUGAUUUAACAACAGUUGAUCCAGCUCUAUUACGUAAAGGACGAUUGAUUGCUAAUUAUGAAUUUAACAAAUUAGAUCUAGAAAGUGCUAAGAUUUUAUCGGAUAAAUUAGGGUUUGGUACUGAUGGUAUAACUGAACCAAUGACUCUUGCUGAAAUCUUUAAUCAAGGCGAUAAAGAUAAUCAAUCAAUAGUCUAG
This is a messenger RNA of Rotaria sp. Silwood1, 1203 nucleotides long. NCBI's taxonomy places the organism in Eukaryota, Metazoa, Rotifera, Eurotatoria, Philodinida, Philodinidae. The record is from the annotation of a GenBank genome assembly.